AUGUGGAUGUCUGAUAAAUUUUAUGAAUCCGACGAGUUUGAUAAAUUUGAUAAACUUAAUGAGCCUGAUGAAAAAUUAAAAAUAAUUAGUGAAUUUAUGGCUGCUGAUAAGCUUUCAAGAACUUUGCCAGAAUAUCCUGAUAUCGCAUACACAAGUAAAUUUAUUAACACACAUAAGAUUGCUCAACUUUAUAAAAAAAGAAGCGAACAACUUAGCGUAAAAUAUGAAAAAGGUGAUUAUAUUUUAAAGUUUUUGCUUUAUUUAAUAUAUGCUAAGAUUGAUCUGUCAAUAUAG
Molecule: messenger RNA, 294 nt
Organism: Scutellospora calospora
Lineage: Eukaryota; Fungi; Glomeromycota; Glomeromycetes; Diversisporales; Gigasporaceae
Source: the annotation of a GenBank genome assembly